Molecule: messenger RNA, 3890 nt
Organism: Phymastichus coffea
Lineage: Eukaryota; Metazoa; Arthropoda; Insecta; Hymenoptera; Eulophidae
Product: zinc finger protein 99-like
Exons: 11
Coding region: 242-2344 (700 amino acids)
Source: RefSeq, a predicted model, not a curated record
UAUAGCAAGUAUCUGGCAAGUGUUUCAUAGAAAAAUAUAAAUUUCUUAAUGUAUGUAAAGACAAAUGUUGAAUAUUGUGAAAACAUGGCAUGUAAAUAUAUUUAGAGUUGGAGUGAUUGGCAGAUAUAGCAAAUAGAAUUGGAAUAGUUAUGUGUUAUAAAACUAUCAGAACCUAACCUAUGAUUGAAGAGCAAUAGAGGUUAUACCGUAAUUAAAGAAGAAAGGGAAAAAAUUAAGUACGAUGUUUUCAACUGAUAUCAAAUUAUCAAAGGCUUUGGAAGAAGAAAAAGAUCCACUGGAAAUUGAUGAAAAUGUUCAAAUAAAGCAGGAAGUAGUUGAUGAUUUUGAAAGUGAUUUAGGGAGUACAAUAAAUAUUAAUGAAAUCAUCAUUAAAAAAGAAAUCAAUGAUAAUGGUUUGAAUACUAUACUACAUCAUUCAACGUCUUCAGGAGUACAAAAAGUGAUAAAUAUAAAUGAUUCUUCCACUAACCAUGCAGAAGUGGUUAAAAUACUUCCAUUUACUAAAAAUGCUGAAGUUGGAAAAAAAUAUUUAGGUUUCAGUAACAAAACUUUGAAUAUCAAAAAAGAACAUUGCGAUUGUAUGCAAAAUAUUGAAUAUUACUGUAGUAAAUGUGAUAAAAUGUUGCUUCAUAUAAAUGAAGUAAAGCAAUGUUCUGAGUGUAAUAGUCAGUUAAAAUUACAAUGUCAAAUGUGUCAUAAAAGAUACAAACUGCUAAAAAGUAUAAAAAAAUUUAAUAUUUCCACAAAUGUAAUGAAAGAAAUAGAUAUAAAAGAAGAAGAGAAAUUUUUUUGUUAUAAAUGCAACUUUAAAACUACUGAAAAAAAAUUAUUCAAUGAUCAUAUUAUUAAGUACAAUCAUCAAUCUGAUAUAUUAUCUGUGAAUGGUUCAAGUACAGUAUCUAAAACUAAAAAAGAAGAAUUGUUUUGUUAUAAGUGUGAAUUUUCUACUAAAAAUAAGAAAAUUCUCAACAGCCACAUUUUAACAUCACAUUGGCAACCUAAAUUUGAUGUUAAGCUUAAUUGUGAUGAUGACAUGUACAUUGAAUUAUUGUGCAAAAAAUGUCAAAAAAUAUGUCGGAAAGUGGUUUAUGAUAAUUUAGUAAAAUUAGUUUGUCGAGAAUGUCAAUUACCAAUGUUGUACAGGUGCACUCUAUGUCGUAUUGGCUAUAAAUUAUUGAAAAAUGUUCGCUACCAUGUAAAAUUAGUAUGUCCUUAUCGUACAAACAAUGAAAAAUUUUACUGUGCAGAUUGCACAUUUAAGAGUGAGACAAAAACAAAGCUUGAAAAUCAUAUUAUAAAGAAACAUUUAAAUCAACAGUGUUCAAAUUGUAAUACGUUAUUUGAAGAUAAUGAUUCUUUGAGAGAACAUGUAUUAGAGCAUUGUACUGUAAAAAAAGAUAACAUUUAUCCUAUUCAAUUGGAAUUGGCAUCAAGAGAGCCAGUGGAUGAAAAUGAAAAGUUCAUAAUUUUUCAAUACAAUCCUCAAAUUUUAGUGAAAAAUGUAAAUGGUAAACCACCUAAAGAGACAAAGGAGUGGCGAAAUUUGAUAGAUUAUUUAUGUUUAGAAUGUGGUGAUGAAGCAAAAAAAAAGUUUGCUCGUUAUAGACCAUGGUGUAGAAAAUGUAAUCUAAAAUAUGAUUACCGAUGCAUCAGUUGUGAAAGAUUGUAUGGAAAUUAUGAUAGAAUUCUUCAUCAUGUAAAGUUUAACUGUUCAAAUCGAAUGGUGUUUGAAUGUCCUUUAUGUAAUUUUAAUGCCUCAAAGAAAAGUCUUCUUGUCACUCAUAUUCAAACAAAACAUACAAUUUAUAAAUGUAUGGAAUGUUUUACUAAUGUAGAAGGAUUUGCAGCAAUGAAAAAGCAUCACACCGUAGAUUGUAGCAAGGGUCGGUCUGACACUGCGAUACAACUGAAAAAAUUAAUAAGUUUGUACUGUAAGCAGUGCUUUCAAAGACCGAAAAAUGCAGCUUUUAAUACAACUAGAGAAAAGUGUGAAAAGUGUAACAUAAUUUUGAAUUAUCAAUGUUUGAGGUGCUUUAAUCUUUUUAAUAGGCAAGAUUUGGCAUACAAACACAUUAAAGAAUUAUGUAAACAAAACUUUUCUUGUUUAUUUGAAAAAUGUACUUUCAAAACCUAUACACAGAAAGGGCUAGAUACUCACACCAAAUAUAAACAUACAAAUCGAAUGUGCUCUGAUUGUGGUGUAAGUUUCAAAGAUGAAGUAAUAUUCGAACUACAUAGGAGAGAAGAAAUCAGGAGAAAAACAAUGGAACACAUUUCUGGUAUGGGUUCAUUUUCAUAUCCUAAAAGAUUCAGAUCAUCUUGAAUUUGAAAAAAAUGGAACGGUUCAAACAAUGAAAUACAAAGAUAAUUUAGAUUUCAACUUAUGUAACUGGUGUGACUGAUCUAAGAGAUGUAUGCUUUUGUGUAAGUGAUGUUUAAUUAUUUGACGUUUUUUUUUAUAGAAAGGGAUGUUAAUUUCAAAGCAUUAAUAGUAACAUGAAGUAGGUCAUAAUGUUUCAGUCAAGUUAAUUUUUAUUGUACCGUUUUCACAUUAUGUAGUUGACUAAGUGUAACUUGAUUAUAUAUAUAUAUAUAUAAUAUUUUGCCGAUGGUAUUAUGAACGUUGAAAAAAAGUGACAAAGGAAUAAAAAGUUGCUAAUGAAAGUUAUUUUGGAGAUACAAGAUGAAUUUUUAUUUGUCAUUGAAUUACAGUCAUUUUAUUGGUUCGAAUAAGAGGAUUCAUUAUCCCUAAUUAGAUGAAUUCAUUACCAUUUUUUCAUAGUUCUGUGUAAUAAAUCCUUCAGAAAGAUGUUAAUGAUGAUUAUUGAAAGUAAUUGAUUGGAAAAAUAUUUUACGGUUUAGUUUUGAUUUCUAGAUCAACAAAGUGGUUAUUAAAAUAUAAUCGUGAAUAAUAAGGAGCUUACACUAUAAGCUAUUAAUAGUUUACGGAUUCAAAAUACGUCAAAUUCUUUUUAAUUAUUUACUUUCAUUGCUUUUAUAAUGUAAUAUUUUAAUAUAGAAAGUAACAUAUUUUAUCUUUUAAAAUUAAUCAGUUGUAUGAUAAAAAUACAUUGUAUAAUAAAAAUUUAUUAUAAACAAGAUUUUAUUACGUGAUAAGCAUUAAUAAAGCAAGUGUAUUAAUGACACAGGAACAAUCAACUUUUCAAUCUAUUCACAUUGUAGAUAAAAUUUAAUUUUUUUCGCGAGCUUUUCAUAUACUACUACAUUAGAUAUUUUAUUAAAGUGAAAUUCAUAAAGGUGAAAAGAUGUUUUAUUGAAGUAUUUUUAUUUAAAAUUAUUGUCAAUAGUGAAUGUAAAAAUAACUCGAAAUUUAUUAACAGAGAAGAAUGUAAUUGCAAUCUUAAUUUUUCAUUCCUUUAUAGACGAUUGUAUAUCUAUUUUAAUAUGUAUAUAUAUCAAAAAAAGAAACAUUUUGAAAAUAAGGCAAGGUCAAAAAUUGUAAAAUUUAAUACAUUUCUGAUACUAGUCUGAGAAAGUAUUUUCAGCCUCAUGUAGAUAUUUGCACCUGAAUCAAGCGAUGGUUAGGAGGCCACGUGAGGGUAAAAUCACUUUUUUGCAUACGUAUCUAACUUUAUUUUUCGAUACAACGUGUUUUGGACGAGAAUUUAAGUAUCGAUUUCUCAAGUAAAGUCGAGUCCUCACGCAUAGAGUGUCGAAAAAAUUAAUUAUAAUCCACGAGAAAAAAAGGAAAUAAUACGGUAAUCUAAAUUCAUUUUCGACUAAUAAACUAUACAUUAUUGUUGAGGUGAAAAUAAAUAUGUAACUACGGAUUUUAAAGUCAUUACUUUUUUAGCAAUGUUUUAGCUGCGCAUGUAUUUAUAAUAUUAGUUUGGUACUAAAAUAGUAAA